GCUUUGUGUAUAUUGUAAGCUUACGAUGACUCAUUCAAGGCCAGUCAUUGGUCAUUUACCGCGCGGCCAUUGUAUUUCUGCCAAUUAAUGUUUACCCAAGCCGAAUGAAAAAAGAUCAAUUUCGAUGAAGUUGUUAGACAAAAGUACCUGCUCAACGAUCCAUUGUGUACCUUGACGACCGGAGUGUUAGUAAACCAGAUAGUGUCAAAUAACACACAAGUUGUAGAGGCCGAAGGACGUGAAUCAAAGACGCGAGGAUGGGUUUCACUGAGCUAACGCAUCCCCAUGUGGCUAGCAAUCUGCCAGGAUAUCGCGGAUAUUGUCCUCAACUCAAGUACGAAUGUGGACAUACCUAUGGGAUAGCAACAGACAAGCUGACAACGCGCCAUACACGCAACGAAAAGCUCCGAACUAUCAAACUCGACGACCCAAAACUAAGAGAACCAUUCCUGCCACAGCCAAAUGGCGAUAACAAAUUGACUGCUAACAUGGUGCCCGGGUAUACAGGUUACGUUCCCAGCGUGCGAUUUUUAUAUGGUUCUCGCUACAAAGAAGCCACGGAACAAGCUGUUAGCAACUUCAACAUGAAAGACGGCAAAUACAGAAGCGAAAGUGAYGAACUGAAGAAAACGGUUUACUCGACUCCAACGUUGAAAACUCGCGCUGAUUUCCAAGACCCUACCAUGUAUCCAGACCUUAAACCAAGAUAUUCCAAGAACUACUUUCCAAGUGAGCAGCGCGAGUUCUGCGAGCCACCAUUGCCCGGCUACACCGGGUACGUACCACGCAGRCGCGAGCACGACCUUGGCACAAGAUACGCCGUAUGGACAAAGGGAGGUUUUACAGACUCGCUAACCAUGAGGCAUAAACAAGAAAAUCUUGCAACACAAAGAAUUGAUGUGACAAGAAUCCCUGAGGCAACAGUUAAAGUGUCCAACAUUGAACACGGCACACUUUACAAAACGUUUGGCAUGAAACCUAAAUACACAGGAUACAUUCCACAACGACGCUUCAGAUUUGGGAAUACAUAUGGAGACACCACACGGUCGCUUCCAAUCUGUUACGACAGCAACGGAUAUUCACAAGCAAAAUACAUCACUACUCCAGUAAUGUAGUGUCUGCGCAUACGCGAAGUGUGUGAAAUUAGGAAUUUUAUAGUUACAAAGU
Exaiptasia diaphana is the source of this 1167-nucleotide messenger RNA. RefSeq names its product protein FAM166B. The coding region runs from base 258 to 1115 and encodes 285 amino acids. NCBI's taxonomy places the organism in Eukaryota, Metazoa, Cnidaria, Anthozoa, Actiniaria, Aiptasiidae. The record is from RefSeq and is a predicted model, not a curated record. The transcript is spliced from 7 exons.